GUCAAUUUGAAAAUCAACAAUCUAAGUUGGUUUGAUUGUUAUAGGCACAUGGUGUUAUAAUAUUUUUUUAAAGUUUCAUUAAUCAUAGUAAAAAAGACGUUAAAACAUGUCUAAUUUACUAGAAGUACUGGUGACUAGUGACUCAAAUAAUACUAUGUGGACAUGCUGUGUUUGGGAUCCUCAUAAUGGCACAAGUCUGAUGACUUAUAAAGGUGGUGGAACAGCUGAAUUAAAGACACUUUCAUUUAUCGGCAAUGAUUACCUUGUUGCCGUUGAAAAAGCUAAACCCAUUCUCCACGUUUGGCCUUUAAACUCACAUCAAACUGUGCAAGGCAUGCGUUUCGUAUUGCCAGGUAAAGCUAAUGCCUUUUCUAUAUCGAAAGAUGGAUCGUUCUGUGCUGCGGGAAUCGAUGAGAAGAUUUAUCUUUGGCAAGUUGCGUCUGGUAAUUUAUUAACAAUAUUAAAUCGACAUUACCAGAAGGUGAAUUUGAUAAAGUUUACAAGUUGUGGUCGAUAUUUUGUGUCCGCCGCUGAAGAUGGAAUGGUAAUGGUGUGGUCAUUGGCUGCAAUCGCCACGCACCCUGAAGUUGAGCUUGUCAACCAGGUUCGUGCUGGCCAACAUGAUCCAGUUUACAUAAUCUCAGAUCAUUCCCUACCUGUUACAGAUCUAUGUAUUAGUAAAAUGGGUAUACUAGGUCGCUUAUACACAGUUUCUAGUGAUAGAACUUGCAAAAUUUAUGAUCUAACUACAGGAGAUUUGUUAUUGAACUUAGUUUUUGAUAUUUCAUUAUCAAGUAUUGAAUUAGAUGUGUUGGAAUUAAAUGUAUUUGUAGGGGCUAUGAAAGGUGAUAUUUAUCAAUUUAGCCUUACAAAUCCUAUUAGAAAUAAAGAAUUGCUGAUGUCUGAAGAAAAUAGUCUAAUUUUUUCAUGUCAUACAGAUGCUAUUACAAGUUUAUCUGUUUCUCUUGAUGGUGAAACAUUAAUGUCAGCAUCAAAUGACAAACAACUAAUUUUAUGGCAUAUAAGAAGUAGACAGCCUAUAAAAAAAAUAAUGCAUAAAGGAUCAAUAACAAAUGCUUUCUUUACUCUUAACCGCCCAGCUAUAUAUACACAGGAUUUUAAGCCUAAAGUAAUAUUACAUAGUUUAGAACGGACUUUGGAGAAAGACAAUGAUGAAAUUACAGAAUUGGAAAUUUUGAUUGACAAAAAAAUCAAUUUCUGGCCUGAACAUCAAGAUAUAAGUUUGGAAGUUGAAACACCAUUAAAGGAAACAGGAAUUGAACUUAAGAAACAAGAGAAGUUGCUUAGAGAAGAAUUAAACCAACUUAAAUGGAUAAAUCAGAGUUUGUAUGCUUAUAGUGUUAACAAUACAUUAAACUCUACAAUAACAAAGGAUGUUCAAAAACCUACAGUUAACAAGAAAAAGAAGCGGAAGACAUUUACAUCUUAAAUUAAAUUAAUAUCAUUCUUGUAAUGUUUCAUUUGUUUUAUGAAAUUAUAAAUUGCCUGGAUUUAUGUCCAGUCGUCCUUACAUAUUUUCAGCAGUGGUUUUGUACUCGAUAU
Messenger RNA from Papilio machaon (common yellow swallowtail), 1563 nucleotides. Its product is annotated as WD repeat-containing protein 18. The coding region runs from base 107 to 1450 and encodes 447 amino acids. The transcript has a single exon. The record is from RefSeq and is a predicted model, not a curated record. Gene Ontology annotation, biological process: rRNA processing; DNA-templated DNA replication. Gene Ontology annotation, molecular function: protein binding. NCBI's taxonomy places the organism in Eukaryota, Metazoa, Arthropoda, Insecta, Lepidoptera, Papilionidae. Gene Ontology annotation, cellular component: nuclear pre-replicative complex.